Carya illinoinensis is the source of this 2545-nucleotide messenger RNA. Its product is annotated as transcription factor IIIB 60 kDa subunit-like. Gene Ontology annotation, biological process: transcription by RNA polymerase III; DNA-templated transcription initiation; transcription preinitiation complex assembly. The record is from RefSeq and is a predicted model, not a curated record. The transcript has 20 exons. The coding region runs from base 397 to 2283 and encodes 628 amino acids. NCBI's taxonomy places the organism in Eukaryota, Viridiplantae, Streptophyta, Magnoliopsida, Fagales, Juglandaceae. Gene Ontology annotation, molecular function: RNA polymerase III type 3 promoter sequence-specific DNA binding; RNA polymerase III general transcription initiation factor activity; TBP-class protein binding. Gene Ontology annotation, cellular component: transcription preinitiation complex; transcription factor TFIIIB complex; nucleus.
UUUAUAAUAACGACAACGCCCUAGUAAAACGUCGUCAUCUUGACCGAUGACUUAACUGUUGCAGUGUACUUGCAUCCCUGGCCUUCGUCCCAACCAACUCCCUUCUCUUCCCCUUGUUUCCCCUCUCCGUCUCGACAUCAACUCCCCCAGACCCAACCACCGUUUCAUUCCUUAUUCUAGUCCUGACCAACGAGGGGCUCUGCUCGGGGGAAAAUUAUUGCUCAUUGCCCUAUCCGCUUGCCUUUGUUACCAGCGCCUCUUUUUUACCUCUUCUCCUUACAUUAUCAGCUUGCCUUUUCUGGUUUGUUUCUUCGUUAUUUCAAAUUUUACAAUCUGAAGAUAAUUUAUUCAACUUUUUGGAUUGGCUACAAUUGGUACUUAGUACUUUCAUGAAUUAUGGUUUUUAUUACGAGUUGUGCUAGGCAUAAACCUACUGUACAUUACGACAAUGGCUGCGUAUGUUGUGAGGUCUGUGGAAAAGUUCUCCAUCAAGAUGUGUUCACCGAAGAACCUACUUUUGUCAAGGGUGCGGGAGGAGAGAGUCGAGUGGCAGGUUCCUACGUAAAAUCCAUUCAAAGUGGUUAUUCAGAAUCAUUUAGGAGGACCAUAGAUAAAGGGAGAGAUGAGAUAGAUCGUAUGGUUACAGCCUUUAAUAUAAGUGGUGGUGACUCUAUAAUAAAUCCUGCCUGUUCAUUUUAUCAGAUAGCAGUUGAACGGAAUUUUACUAGAGGGCGUAGAACAGAGCAAGUUGCUGCUGCCUGCCUUUAUAUUGCAUGUCGUGUAGCUAGAGAUCCAAAACCAUUUCUUCUUAUUGACUUUUCAGAGUUUCUAGGGAUCAACGUUUAUGUGCUAGGCGCUGUAUUUUUGCAGCUUUGCCAACUUCUAAGCCUUGGAGAGCAUCCUACUAUCGUAAAACCUGUUGAUCCUUCACUUUAUAUUCCCCGGUUUGCAGAAAAACUAUUAAAGGAAAGAAACAUGAAGGUCUGUGGAACUGCAUUACACAUUAUAGCAAGCAUGAAAAGAGAUUGGAUUCAGACAGGCAGAAAACCUAGUGGGCUGUGUGGUGCAGCAUUAUAUAUAUCUGCCCUUUCACAUGGGUACAGAUUCUCAAAGUCUGACAUUGUAAAAAUUGUGCAUAUUUGUGAGGUAACGCUAACAAAACGAUUGAUGGAAUUUGAGAAUACAGAUUCAGGGAUAUUAACGGUUGAGGAGUUGAUUAAGAAUGCUUCAGAGGUUAAGGCAUGCGAGCUAUCAGAGGAUAGGUCCCUCAAGUCUGGGGAACUGCUGUGUGAACAUAAAAAUAGUGGGAAACCUCAUUUUGCCCAUGGACUUUGCAGAAGUUGUUAUGAAGAUUUUGUUGAACUUUCUGGGGGACUGCAUGGUGGGUCAGAACCUCCUGCAUUUCGGCGUGCUGAAAGGGAGAGAAUAGCCAUGGAAUCUGCUAAUAAGCAGGGGGGCGAAUCAAGUGUUUUCUUAAUGCCUUGGCUAGGGUCAGAAAACAUUGAACAGCUUGAAGGAAGCCAGAAGGCAACCAAGAAUGAACGAUUGGACCUGAGAGAGAAUGACAGUAAUUCUGCUGCCAUUGGAGAUCAGGUUGAAACAGAUAGUGUUUCUGAUGCCUGCCAGAAAUCCAUGGAUACAAGUUUGGUCAAUGAUGAUGAAUCAGAUGGCCUUUCUGAUAUUGAUGAUGUUGAGGUGAGUGGCUACCUCAACAAUGAGGAGGAGACGCGGUUUAAGAAGAUCAUCUGGGAGGAAAUGAACAAAGAGUAUCUUCAGGAACAAGCAGCAGCAGCUGCUGCUAAGAUGGAAAGUCAGGCCAGCUUUCAGAAUUCUUCUGAUGAAUUGCGAGCCGCACAUGAACUAGCUGCAGCAGCUGCGGCAGCUGUGGCAAAGUCAAGAAAGGAGCGGAAACGAAAACAAGAUGUGAAUGCCAAUCCUGCUCAAACUGCUGCUGAAGCAGCUCAUCAAAUGCUGAUCAAGAAGAGACUCAGUUCGAAAAUCAACUACGAUGUAUUGGAGACCCUCUUUGCGGAAAAGCCAUCUUCUGAUUCGAAUAAAAAACUCAAAGCAUCAAAUGAUGAUGGCGAUGCCAAAGGGCAAAGUAAUGGUGAGAAAGAGCAUGACGGGGAUAUCACGGACAACUACGAUGAACUGGGACAAGGCUAUGAGAACUUGGAACAGGAAGAUGUCAACGGAACAUAUGGCAAUGAAUUGCAUGCUGACUUUGAAAAUGAAGAGGAUGUGUAUGGUUAUAACUACGAUAAUGGUGAGGAGGAAUAUUGAUGCAAUCAGAUGCAACUCUCCGAAGGCUGAUUCGAUUUCAUUGAAGCUUCGAAAUAACAAAAUCAGUGGGUACGGAGAUAGGAAGGAAACACAAAUUGAAUUAAAGCUUUCUUCUAUUUUUCCCCUUCUAAGGCAUGUGCCAUUAUGUUGAGGGUAUUUUAGUAAAAUUAUAUAUACAUAAUAUAUAUGUUACUGUAUAUAUUGCCAGAGUUGGAUACAUAAGCUCCUCAAAUGUGUAUGUUUAGAUUAUCCCUUCUCUCAA